AUGAUAAAAGACAAACCAAGGCGUUGGCAUGAAACCCUUUUGGAAGCUUUGUGGGCUUACAGAAAUUCAAAGCAAAUAAGUACAGGUACAACUCCUUAUCGGCUUACAUUUGGCCAUGAUGCUGUCCUGCCGAUGGAGUUAAAUGUAAAAUCGACAAGAGUAGCCUUACAACACAAUCUUAUACCUGCCGAUUACAACGAAUCUAUGCUUGCUGAGUUAGAAGAUUUGGAUGAAGUCCAAAAACUUGCUUUGGACCACCUUAUGGUCCAUAAAGCAAAAGUAAUGAAAGCUUACAACAAACGGGUGAAGUUCAAGUCAUUUGCAGAGGGUGAUACGGUUUGGCAAACAAUUCUUUCACUUGGAAAGGUGGAUAGAGUUUAUGGCAAGUGGUCACCUACUUGGAAGGGUCCAUAUUUGGUUCAUCAAGUAUUACAUGGAGGAGCGUACAGGUUAAAAGAUCUAGAUGGUGGAAUCCAUGAGAGACUAAUAAAUGGAAGGUACCUCAAAAAAUAUAAGCCAAUUAUUUUUGAACUUAUGGAGGAAAAGAAAACCUUCACUAAGUAA
This is a messenger RNA of Cornus florida, 564 nucleotides long. RefSeq lists its product as uncharacterized. The record is from RefSeq and is a predicted model, not a curated record. Bases 1 to 564 code for a protein of 187 amino acids. The transcript has a single exon. NCBI's taxonomy places the organism in Eukaryota, Viridiplantae, Streptophyta, Magnoliopsida, Cornales, Cornaceae. Gene Ontology annotation, molecular function: nucleic acid binding.